Paecilomyces variotii is the source of this 3464-nucleotide messenger RNA. RefSeq names its product leucine carboxyl methyltransferase. Lineage: Eukaryota; Fungi; Ascomycota; Eurotiomycetes; Eurotiales; Thermoascaceae. The transcript is spliced from 6 exons. Gene Ontology annotation, molecular function: protein binding; tRNA methyltransferase activity. Bases 126 to 3227 code for a protein of 1033 amino acids. The record is from RefSeq and is a predicted model, not a curated record. Gene Ontology annotation, biological process: wybutosine biosynthetic process; tRNA methylation.
AAGCGACGGACGCUUGGACCACACCUUGAUUGCCUUCCCGCUGAGCAUGUCGGAAUUUAAGAAAGAAGAUUAUUUCACACAAUCCAGAGCAUUCUUGCUUAGCCUCCAGCCAAAGCUCUUCAGCCAUGGCUCCAGUCAAGAUACCGGCCAUGGCCACUGCAAGUACAAAAGCGGAGAAGGAGGCGGACUUGGUGAUGGGGACGAACAAUAGUAGUAUCGUAUCCAAACGCAGCGUUGAACUCCUCUACUACCCCCAACCCCAUUUCUUUCGAUACUUCGUCAAGAAGCCGCAACGGCGUGCCCCACUAAUAAAUCGAGGAUACUGGCUUCGCAUGUAUGCUAUGACAGAGACAGUCCGCCGUUUCCUGGAGGAACCAUCAGAUAAUCCAAAAUCCGUGCUCAACCUUGGCUGUGGAUUUGAUCCUCUUCCCUUCCAAUUGCUCAGCACAGAAGAGUCCCUGUGUAAAAAUGCAACCUUUGUGGACAUUGAUUACGAAAAACUUAUGAUCAAUAAGAGAAACGCCAUCGAGAAAACCACAGAAAUUUCGAGUCUAUUGAAGGAUGUAGAGUUCCUUUCAGAUGAAAAUGCGGUGCUGAUCCGGAGCAAGCAUUAUGUUGGCGUCGGCUGUGAUCUCAAGAACCUGAAGAAACUGGGAGAAACUCUGAAGACGAUUAUUGGAGAGGGCCAGUGUUCGAUUCUUUGCACUGCAGAAGUCUCACUCACAUAUAUGGAUGUCGAGUCAGCAGACGCUGUCAUCAAGUGGACAUCUAGUCUCAGCCAAGAUGUUCGAUUUGCUUUGCUGGAGCAAUUCUUCCCAGACGGCCCGGAUCAUCCCUUCGCUGCUACUAUGAUGAAACAUUUCAACAAGUUGCGGGCACCGCUUCAUUCGAUCCAUCACUACCCCUCGCUCCACGACCAAGAAAGGCGAUUCCUUGAUGCUGGCUGGGGACGCGCACAUGCAAGGAACCUGUGGGAUCUGUGGAGUGAUAACUCCUUCCUCAGUAGUUUCCGCAGAAUGUCUCUCGACACGUACGAAGUAUUCGACGAAUGGGAGGAAUUUGCACUAUUUGCGUCCCAUUAUUUUCUCCUCACUGCCUCGACGGGCAAGGAACCUCCUCGAAACGGAGAACAAAGGCAGGCUGGACCCCAAGACUCUGAACUCGCGCUUUCAAGCGCUUUCCGGCUGAUUCCGUAUUGCCCUCCUCGAUUUAAAGGGCAACGACGCUAUGGUGCGCUCAUCCCGGACAAUGAUCGUCGCCUGGGUCAUCAUGGUGGACAGGGAGCCCAAUCCCGGCUUUCGACUUCGGACAUCUACACUCAUUCUCCUGGCAUCAAAGAGUCUGGAAGAUCAAUGCCGCCGAAGGAUAUUCCCGCGAGAAUAUGCCAUAGCGUGACGAGUCUGAAUGAGGAGGAUUGUCUGCUUGUGGGUGGGCGAGCGGCACCAACAACAGUUUUCGGUGACUGUUGGCUAAGGAAGAACGGCACAUGGAAGAAGACCCAUGACCUUCCAACUCCUCUGUACAGACACAGCUCAACCAGAUUGACUCUUGAAGCUCUUGGUGACUGUGUUCUCGUUUACGGAGGCAAGUCAGCCAAAAGUGACGUUCUGGGUGAAUGGACCUUGUGGAACUCUGAGAUUGGAUGGCAAACAGUUGAGCAAGUAGGCCACAGACCUGCCCCUCGAUUUGGAGCAUGCAUGGCAUGCGUGGACUCUUCUUCUGGAGUUCUCUUUGGUGGCAUCACACAAGAUGGUAUAGUUCUAGACGACUUCUGGACAUGGAAAGUGUCACAGCGCGACGAUGGAUCCUUUUUCGUCGAACUGAGCGACCACACUGAAGAUCUUCGGGCUGCAUCGCCUCUAUCCAAAUUCAUUGGACGAUUUGGCGCUACGGUGAACGUGAUUCCACGGGGACUGCUCAUCAUCGGUGGCAUUUGCGCAAGAGAAAUCAUUCCUUCUCAGUACGAAAUUCUGCUACUCAACGUGUCUGAUAUCUUCAGAGCCAUCAACUACGAAAAAUCGUGGGACAACAAGCUACUAUCCUCCAUUGGCCUGGGGGUCGAAUUCAAUGGCCCACGACCAUUGCUCGCUGGUCAUGUCUCCUGCACUCUUACUGAGAGUCAAACCUUGAUUCUAGGAGGUGGAGCAGUAUGCUUUUCUUUCGGCACUUGCUGGAACGAGGGCACGUGGCUCCUCCAGAGUGCUGACUCUGACAGCCAAAAUACAUGGUCCGUCAUGCCUGAGGCAGAGGACAAAUCACCGGAUGAGACACAAGAGACUCCUAAGCGCCUUCGACGUGCAAAAGCUAUGAAUGGUGACCGGUCGAUCCCGAGGAUAUCUGUGGAAACUUCUUCUGAAUUUGAAAGGAUCCUGGAGGCUUCCAGACCGGUCGUGAUUCAAGGGACCGACGUUGGCCCAUGCACGGAGCUCUGGACGAAGGACUAUUUGACGAACACUGUCGGCAGUGAUCGCAAGGUCGUAGUACAUGAGGCUCAGACUGAGAAUAUGAACUUCCAAACGAAGAAUUUCUCGUAUGUCACCAAAGGAUUUGGAUGUUUCCUGGACGAAGUGCAUGCCGGUGGGCGUCAAUAUCUCCGUUCCAUUUCUUCUGAAAAGCCCACGAAGAUGCCAGCAAACCUGGCAAUUGACUUUCCUCAAUUGAAGGAUGACUUCCGUCUUCCAGCUGAAUUAUCCUUUGUGACGGAGAACAUGCACAGUUCUCCGUUGAGAAUAUCUGGACCGGUCACGAUGUGGCUCCACUACGAUGUAAUGGCCAAUGUCUACUGCCAAGUUCGCGGGCGGAAGCGAAUGGUGCUGUAUCCUCCUUCGGAAGUCCAAUACCUCCAGCUCCCCCCUGGGGCUUCUAGCUCCACCAUCGACAUCUUCCAGAAUGGCCCUGACGGACCGAUUGUGUCUAUCCCGUACACGUCGCCGCAUGAAGUACUCCUGCAGCCCGGCGACAUCCUCUUCAUCCCACCGCUAUGGUUACACACGGCCGCUCCCAUGGGUGAAGUGAGCAUCGCCGUGAAUGUCUUCUUCCGGAAUCUCACCCAAGGCUAUGCCCCGGGGCGAGAUGUUUACGGGAACCGCGAUCUCCAGGCGUAUGAGAAAGGACGAAAUGAUGUGAUCAAGAUUGCUCGCGCUUUCGAUGGACUGCCUCCGGAUAUGGCCCAGUUCUAUCUUCUCAGGCUUGCCGACGAGCUUCGAGAGAAGGCAGAGCGCGAUUGAAGAACAAAAUCCAGGGAUUAGCCGUCCCCUCAAGGAUCAGUUGAGUAUCCCAGCCAGGCUCAUCUCUUUAGGGAGAUUCGAUUGCUUGUCUCCCGAAUGCCCAGGAGCCUGCCAUUGGUGGACCACAGCGGCGCACCCGAUCGGGCAAUUGGCCUGAGCGUGCGAUAGCAAGAAGACCCACUUUCCUGUAUAUCUUCUCUUAUGAGUAUGAUUAUUAUUAUCUGGCAGGAAAUAAUA